Molecule: messenger RNA, 1297 nt
Organism: Fragaria vesca subsp. vesca
Lineage: Eukaryota; Viridiplantae; Streptophyta; Magnoliopsida; Rosales; Rosaceae
Product: nicotianamine synthase-like
Exons: 1
Coding region: 88-1083 (331 amino acids)
Biological process (GO): nicotianamine biosynthetic process
Molecular function (GO): nicotianamine synthase activity
Source: RefSeq, a predicted model, not a curated record
ACCAUCUCAAGAGCUAGCUAAGCUAAUAAUCUUUUAUCUUAAUUUUUCUACUCUGUACAUUUCCCUUCAUAUCCUCAUAGUGUCGACAUGUGCUGCCAUGGCGAUGCUUUGGUCCAAAGAGUUUGCCAACUCUACGAGCAAAUCUCAAGCCUCGAGAGCCUCAAACCCUCCCAAGAUGUCAACACUCUCUUCACCCAACUCGUUCUCACAUGCAUGCCACCAAAUCCAAUCGAUGUCACCAAGCUAUGCAGAAGUGUGCAAGAAAUAAGAUCCAACCUCAUAAGACUCUGCGGAGAAGCAGAAGGACUCUUGGAGUCUCAUUUCUCCACCAUCCUCGGCUCCUACGAAUACCCUCUUCACCACCUCGACAUUUUCCCUUACUACUCCAACUACCUCAAGCUGAGCAAACUCGAGCACUCAAUCCUCACCCAACACUUCCCUCAUGUACCUUCGAAAAUCGCCUUUGUGGGUUCUGGCCCUCUUCCCCUUACCUCGAUUGUUUUGGCCUCAAAACACCUCACCACCACCUCUUUUCAUAACUACGAUAUCGACCCUUUGGCCAAUUCCAAGGCUCUUGGCUUGGUUGCAUCUGAUCCUGACCUGUCCAAGAGGAUGGUGUUCCAUACUACUGACAUAAUGGAUGUCACGAGUGAUUUGAAGGAGUAUGAGGUGGUGUUUCUUGCUGCUCUAGUUGGGAUGGACAGGUCUGCGAAGGUGAAGAUCAUUGAGCACUUGGCCGAGAACAUGAAUCCCGGAGCGAUUUUGAUGCUGAGGAGUGCUCAUGGUGCUAGGGCUUUUCUGUAUCCGGUGAUUGACCCUUGUGAUGAUCUUAUAGGGUUUGAGGUUCUCUCUGUGUUUCACCCUACGGAUGAAGUUAUCAACUCGGUUGUGAUUGCCCGGAGAUCCUCGUAUGCACCGCCGGCAGGGAUACACUCAUCGCCGCUCGAUCAGAAGUCUGGGUUUAAUGUUGGUUCUGUAAAGCUUCCCAACAAGUGCUGCUCUGAGGUUGAAGCCUUCAAUCCUCUCAACCAUGGCAACAAUAUGAUCGAGGAAUUGGUCUUUGAUCAGGAGCAGCUUUCAUAAAGUGCUCUCUUAUAUAAUUUCUUCAACGAUCAUGUUCAUCAGUUCAUGUGUUGCUGAAAUCAUUUGCAUGGAAAUAAGGUCAAUUUAAUUGGUGUUCUAUGUGUUUUAUACAUGUCUCACCUCUUUACUCAUAUAUCUACUGAUUGUUAGAUAUCCAAUUAAUAUGUAUCAUGGCAUCUUUAGUUUCAAUAAGAUCACAUGGAAAUUGGAUCCU